AAAAACUCGAAUAACUAAUUUCAUCAUAUCAAAAACAGGCGUUUGCAUGGUUUAGUGAUCUUCUGGUGGAACAUGCUGAAAUAUUUUGGUCUCUUUUUGCUGUGGAUAUGGAUCGCGUUCUGUCUGAGCAACCGCCAGAUACUUGGGAUUCAUUUCCGUUAUUUCAAAUACUUAAUGAUUAUUUACGAGUUGACGAUAAUCUUCGAAAUGGCAGAUUUCAUCAGCAUUUGAGAGACACAUUUGCUCCACUUGUUGUACGAUACGUGGAUUUAAUGGAAUCGUCUAUAGCACAAUCAAUACAUAAAGGAUUUGAAAAGGAACGGUGGGAAAGUAAAGGGAUAAAUGCAGCUCUGAAUCCUGCUGCCCUUAACAAUGCAGCGCAAGCACUUAAUACUGCAGCACUAAAUCCAGUGGCAUUACUAGGUGCUAAAAAAGAUCAAGUCAAUUUUUAUAUACCAAAACUACCACAACGGGUCGCUAGUGCUACCGAUGAUACGAGAAAUGGGUGCGCUACGUCUGAGGAUCUGUUUUGGAAACUUGAUGCCUUACAAUCUUUUAUCCGAGACCUGCACUGGCCAGAUGUUGAAUUUCGGCAACACUUAGAACAACGAUUAAAAAUGAUGGCAGCUGAAAUGGUAGAGCAGUGCAUACAGCGCACCGAUGCGUCUUUUCAGACAUGGUUAAAAAAAAACGUUGCCUUUAUUUCUACGGACUAUAUAAUUCCUUCAGAAAUGUGUGCUAUGGUUAAUGUGAUAUUAGAUGCUAAAAACCAAAGCUUUAAACUUACUACAAUAGAUGGCAUUGAUAUGUAUAAGUUUCAUGCGAAAAUUGACGACCAAAUAGAUAAAGCGAAUGUAGCAAUGACACAAGGACUUAGCGGAAAACUUAUGUCAGUGUUAGACUCGACUUUAUCAAAAUUGGCACGAUACGAUGAAGGCAGUUUGAUUGGUUCAAUCCUUAGUUUCACAAAUGUAUCAAGCUCAGGAAAAGACUUAGGACAGGGUUACGUGAAUUUCUUCCGAAAUAAUAUGGAUCAAAUUCGAGGAAAAAUUGGAGAUGAUUUAUGGACUUUAAAUUUUUUCGAACAAUGGUAUACGCUUCAGAUUAAUAUGCUUUGUAAUUGGUUGUCAGAACGUUUGGAUCACUCUUUGCACUAUGCACAGGUGAUGUCUCUCUCGCACAUUACAAAGAAAAUAUAUUCCGACUUCGAAUUACAAGGCGUUCUUGAAGACAAAUUAAAUUCCAAAGCAUAUCAAACUGUUUCUCAGAGGAUGGCUACUGAAGAAGCAACAUGUGCACUAACCAUGCCAGAUGUUGGCGAUUGCGAAGACACUGACGAGGCUAAGGGUGAAACUGGGGAAGAAGAAGACAAUGAAGAAAGUGUACCAGUUAAUCGUGGCUUACCUAAACCAAAAAUUGCAGCCGCCCAAGCUGCGGCUGUUACAAAUGUUGUCGCUGGAAGAGUUGGAAAUUUAUUGGGGAAGGGAAUUGGAGGACUUAGCUCAAAAUUAGGAGGUGGAGGAUGGUUUUAAAGAAUAAUAUAUUCAAUAUCUAUUUGAAUAUGCGUUAUGUAUUAAGAACACAUAAUUACGUAUAUAUAUUUAUACAUACAUAUAUAUAUAUAUAAAAUAAUAU
Molecule: messenger RNA, 1635 nt
Organism: Teleopsis dalmanni
Lineage: Eukaryota; Metazoa; Arthropoda; Insecta; Diptera; Diopsidae
Product: calcium-dependent secretion activator-like
Exons: 7
Coding region: 108-1532 (474 amino acids)
Biological process (GO): dense core granule exocytosis; synaptic vesicle exocytosis
Source: RefSeq, a predicted model, not a curated record